Molecule: messenger RNA, 3387 nt
Organism: Symphalangus syndactylus (siamang)
Lineage: Eukaryota; Metazoa; Chordata; Mammalia; Primates; Hylobatidae
Gene: CLIC1
Product: CLIC family member 1
Source: RefSeq, a predicted model, not a curated record
GAGAAGCCCAGAGAGGGAAAGAGGAGCUACUGAGAUAGGAGAAAUGCAGGGACAGGGAGGUGAGAUGGAGGGAAACCUCUGAUGCAGGAUUUGGGGGUACAGCCCUGGCUCUGCUGGAUGGUUCCAGGAGAGGGCAGCGUUGACUGUCACCUGGUAAAUUAAGGCACGAUACCCUGUGGAUUGUCAUGCCAGCCAGCCAAAGUCAAUAUUGAUAUCAAGGUAGCUGUAGCUAUAAAGCUGUAGGAGAGAAAAGAGGCAGGGGAGAGGCUGCCAAACCUGUUUGAUCUUCAAGCUGGCCCCAUUUGCCUAAGGCUUCUUUUGGACACAGACCAGUUGGAACAGGAGAGGACCCUGAGAAGUAGAGCUGUUUUGAUCCCCUCCCCUCAGUGGGAAGGGGUCCUGUGUGCAGAUUUUGAGGGUCACCAUGAGGGAAUUCACACACACACACAGGCAUGGAAUCAGACCUUUAUAGGAUGUUACAGUUCAAGAGAACGAACACCAAAGAUAGCGUUUCUGUCGGGAGGAGAGAAAAAGGCCUUCCCACAGGCAGGAGAAAACCCACAGAAGAGGAAGCACAAGAGGAAACCACCAACUGCUGGUUUCCAGCAGCACAUCACGUCACUCCACCCCACUCCUCCCCCACGUCUCUCCCUUUAAGUUUCAAGCCCUGUUUUGCUUCUGUGUUCUUGCACUCCACCACGGUUUUCUGGAACUGUAGGUCUUUUGUUGGACAGAGGGUGAUGAGGAGGAUAGAGAAGGGAUGGUUGGACAGGAGAGAAAUUCAGGAUAUGGAGGCUGGAAUUCUGGGUUUAUUUUUUCAGCAGGUCAUAAAGGUUUAAUAGAAAUCAAGGUUACUGGGGAGAGAGCUGCUCCUCCUAUGUCCUCCCUGCUUAUUUAUUUAGGUGUCCCCAAGGACUCCACUCCCACUAUUCUGUCUGAUAUUUCUUUAUCCCCAUGACAGGACCAGCUAACAACACCCCUACCCCACCCCCUAUACACAGACUUCAGGAUCGGGGCAGCUCUAUCCCAGGGCCAUGAUAAUUCCACCCCUCUGCCCCAUCUCCAAGGCAACCUGUCAGAAGAGGACAAAGGGCACAGGAAGGGGCCCCAGUAGGAAGCAUAAGUGGAAGCACAAAGCUGACCAAGCUACCGGAACAGACCUCUCCCUGCAACAAAGUCCCUUGCCUCGGCUUUAUGUUUCCUUCGCAAAAGACUUAGUCAUCUCCCUUCCCAUCCCUAACUCUUUCUUUUUCUUUUCUUCUUCUUCUUCUUUUUUUUUUUUUUCUUUUUUAAGAUGGAGUUUUGCUCUUAUUGCCCAGGCUGGAGUGCAAUGGCACCAUCUCGGCUCGCUGCAACCUUCACCUCCCGGGUUCAAGCAAUUCUCCUGCCUCAGCCUCCUGAGUUACUGGGAUUACAGGCACCCACCACCAUGCCUGGCAAAUUUUUGUAUUUUUAGUAGAGACGGGGUUUCAUCAUGUUGGCCAGUCUGGUCUCGAACUCCCUGACCUCAGGUGAUCCACCCCCCUUGGCCUCCUAAAGUGUUGGGAUUACAGGUGUGAGCCACCUCGCCCGGCCCCUAACUACUUUCUAUGCCCAAUCCCAAGUCUAGCCACAAGGACUGCAAGUCCUAGUGCUGAGCUGGGCCCGGAGACAGUAGACUGUGGGGGGCACAGGACCUACUGAGACACCAGUCUGGGCAGCUCAGGGAGUGCUGGCAUCACCCCUUCCCUAAUCCCAGGCUGCAUGGCUAAUGGUUCCUAUCUGCAGUCCCAGCCUUCCACUUCCGAGUUCUUCUCUCAGACCACAGUCCCAGCAACCCAGAAUUUGGAUUGCAGUCUGGAAGAAAUGCAGAAGGAUUAAACGACCACCUUUCCAUUAGAAGGCCCCAUCCCUUAAUCUUCACGGGUGUGCCCAAGCUGUUAGUGUCAAGUUUUUUGUAUGAGGGUCAGUCGGGUUGUACUCAGAUUAAUGAAGCAGGGAAACUGAGGCAGAAAAGUGUCCUGUGUUCAGGAGAGGUUGGAGAAACAAGGAGGUUUUCAGGACUCCUCCUUAACACUCCCAUCCCCAUCCUGUGGGAGAUCCGAGGAUUCCCCUUCCGGACCCACUCCCUACAUCGUCGAGUCCCGCCCCCCUCCAGUCCCCUCCCCAGGUUCAGGGCGGGGCCGGUCGGUGAGUCAGCGGCUCUCUGAUCCAGCCCGGGAGGGGACCGAGCUGGAGGAGCUGGGUGUGGGGUACCUUGGGCUGGUGGGGAGGCCGAGUUUGGGAGCAAGUGGGGUCUGAUUGAGCUUGUGUUGCGCUGAAGGGACAGCCCUGGGUCUAGGGGAGAGAAUCCCUGAGUGUGAGACCCGCCUUCCCCGGUCCCAGCCCCUCCCAGUUCCCCCAGCGACGGCCACUUCCUGGUCCCCGACGCAACCAUGGCUGAAGAACAACCGCAGGUCGAAUUGUUCGUGAAGGCUGGCAGUGAUGGGGCCAAGAUUGGGAACUGCCCGUUCUCCCAGAGACUGUUCAUGGUACUGUGGCUCAAGGGAGUCACCUUCAAUGUUACCACCGUUGACACCAAAAGGCGGACCGAGACAGUGCAGAAGCUGUGCCCAGGGGGGCAGCUCCCAUUCCUGCUGUAUGGCACUGAAGUGCACACAGACACCAACAAGAUUGAGGAAUUUCUGGAGGCAGUGCUGUGCCCUCCCAGGUACCCCAAGCUGGCAGCUCUGAACCCUGAGUCCAACACAGCUGGGCUGGACAUAUUUGCCAAAUUUUCUGCCUACAUCAAGAAUUCAAACCCAGCACUCAAUGAUAAUCUGGAGAAGGGACUCCUGAAAGCCCUGAAGGUUUUAGACAAUUACUUAACAUCCGCCCUCCCAGAAGAAGUGGAUGAAACCAGUGCUGAAGAUGAAGGUGUCUCUCAGAGGAAGUUUCUGGAUGGCAACGAGCUCACCCUGGCUGACUGCAACCUGUUGCCAAAGUUACACAUAGUACAGGUGGUGUGUAAGAAGUACCGGGGAUUCACCAUCCCCGAGGCCUUCCGGGGAGUGCAUCGGUACUUGAGCAAUGCCUAUGCCCGGGAAGAAUUCGCUUCCACCUGUCCAGAUGAUGAGGAGAUCGAGCUCGCCUACGAGCAAGUGGCCAAGGCCCUCAAAUAAGCCCCUCCUGGGACUCCCUCAACCCCCUCCGUUUUCUCCACAAAGGCCCUGGUGGUUUCCGCAUUGCUACCCAAUGGACACACUCCAAAAUGGCCAGUGGGCAGGGAAUCCUGGAGCGCUUGUUCCGGGAUGGUGUGGUGGAAGAGGGGAUGAGGGAAAGAAAUGGGGGGCCUGGGUCAUAUUUUUAUUGUGGGGUGGGAUGGGUAGGACAACAUAUUUCAGUAAUAAAAUACAGAAUAAAAAUCAA